Molecule: messenger RNA, 6100 nt
Organism: Spirodela intermedia
Lineage: Eukaryota; Viridiplantae; Streptophyta; Magnoliopsida; Alismatales; Araceae
Source: the annotation of a GenBank genome assembly
AUGGCGGCGCCGUCGGGGAGCCGGAGGGGGGCAGUGGCGGCCCAGUCGCCGGCGUCUCUGGGCGCCGAUCAAAGUAGAUCGCCGGGGGCGUCCAAGUACCUCGCUGACCUCCCUUCCCGUGGUCUCUUCUCCUCCACCGUCCUCUCUUCCAACCUGGUACUCUCCUCCCCCGUUCCGACCCUAGAUGACUUCAACUCCGCGAUUUGAUUUUAUUAUUGAAGUCAAAUCGCUUAAUUGAGUUUAUUUAAUGCUCGGAUUCUGACGAAAUUGAGUCGUGGAGUGUCGUUUUGAUGUACUUUACGCGGCUGUAGGGUGGCAUUCGAGUUUAUAUGUGCGAUCACGACACGUCACCUCCAGGUUACUCCCUUCCUUGUAUUAUCGUGCUUCAGUAUGUUUAAGGCUGGCAUUUUUUUCCUUAAUUGCGUUUAUUGGGAAGAAUUUUACUAGCUCUUGGCUUUUCUGCAUUAGAAAUGCCGAUUAUUCCUAUCCUGUGCCUCCUUCCCGGUCCAGAAGGACUUAGUUGCGCCAUAUCCGUGCUAUGAAUUUAGAAAAAGGCCGUAGCAUUUAACUGAUGCAGUCGCGAUUCAUAACGACACCUACAAGCCUGUAUUUAAGGUAUUCUUAAAACAAUAAGAACCCCCUAAUUUUCCUCUUCUUGCCACUGAUGUAAAAUAUUCAAACAAGUAUAAUGCUUAUUGUCCGGAAAAUAGUACCUACAUUAUCAUCUCAGGAAGGAUCAUGUGAAAACUCUUUCCGUUUCUUUGAGAAAUAAUAGUGUGCACGUCACAGUACGUCCAAUAAUUCAGCCUUUUUCUCCGCUCAUUCUGCUUUUCCUCCAUAACUUUUUUCGGUUGUUUUCCACUUGGAUUUUAAACUGGCUCGGUGAUGACAGGAGUAAAAGUUGAUCAUUUUUUUAUGUCUUGUAGGAAUGUAUUGUUGAUCGGAAAGUAAAUAUUUAUUCUUCUCUCUUCAUGGAAAUUUGAAAAUUUGUCACCACAUAAAGUUUUAACUUUUUUUUCCCACCAAUUUCUUUUCAAUAGUUUUAAGAGUGAAUUUGUAUACCAAAACCUUUGGAACCAGAGAAUGUAAAGUAAGUUUAGUGUAGUAUUAUCGUAUGGGAAAUUCUAUGGAAGAAACCAUACAAUAGCCUGCCCUGAGGUGCCAGAAUGAAGACAUCUGUUAGUUAUGAAAUAGCAGUAGUAGGAGACUCUACAAUUCCUGGCACACCUAGAUUUAAAAGCACGCAGCACAAGGAACAAAUCAUCUUACUCACAUGUUCCAUUAUCUUUUCCAUCGAAAGAUAAAUACCCAUUAGCUGUCUGGUGACUUUCCAACAACCUGUACUUCAUGAUUCCUUCAUGGACGGGGAAAAGUGGCUAAUGUCAACAAAUCCUCAUUCCAUCCUUCACCACAAUACAGGUUGAUAUCUCCUCUACAAAAUGAGAUGACUUUUCAUAUUCUCUGCACACAAAUUGACCUCCUGGACAAUUUUUGUUUGCUGAAUGAGAUUCUGCAGAAAUGUCUUCAAUUCACUCCAGCUUCUGUUUUCACUGUAAACCUGGCACUGCUCUUCAACUGCAAACCUCCAAUUGUCUUCACCCUGCUUGUUGGACAUAGUAAAUCCUAUCUACUCAGAAAAUUGCAAUGUUUCUCUACUUCCCAGUGAUGAAGAUUCCCCCUGAAUGCAGCAGUCCACCCGUGCCCAUGACUAAAAACAUAAUCUACCUUUGUCUCAGGAUGCAUGAUGAUGAGAUAUAAGAAGGGAAAGUCCAUGUGCUCUUCAAUCAUAUAAACGUAUGAUUAUCUGUCAAAGUUAAGAGUCUCACAUCAGUCUAUGGCGAACACAUCACCUGAUUCAGGUCUCCAUUCCUAUAUAUUGCUAAUGUUGCCUAAUUUAGAAGACAAAAUACUCAAUCCCCUCCAUUUUGUAUUUUGAAGUGGAUGAUGCCACACAGUCAGUUCAUGAAAGAAAGAAAGAAGUCAUAAGUGUGAGAACUCCACUUGUAGUCUGGUUUUAUGAGUAUCCUUUGCUUUUCAUAUGUUUUUGGAUGAUAUAUCUUACCUCAAAUAUUCCUUUCUGCUGCAUAGCAUGAACAUCGAAAAAUAUAUGAUCUGCAUUAUUCAGGGGUCACAAUGACCUCGUCUUCCGCACCCUUCUCUCUAAAUUAUUUUAUUUCUUCCAUUUUAUCAUAUUUAAGUCUGUUGUGGCUAUUUUUCUGAUGCACUCAAGUUUUUACCUACAUAGUUUAUUGCUUUUGUGGUAAUAAAAAUCCCUUGCCCUAUGUAGAUAACCCUCCUUUGCCUAGGAGCUCAACCCCAUACUAAUCAUUUUUUUAAUUGUUUUAUCACAACUCUGCUUAUAAUUUUCUUAUAAAAAAUUUCAAACAUCUAACUUAUCGGUUCUUUCUCAAAUAUUGAUCAUAGAAGGAAAAAGGCGAUGCAUAGAACAAAACGAUCGUGGAUGAUAGUCAGAUUAGCCACCUAAAGCAUGGCACCUAACAUUUGAGCCUCACUAUUCUUUCUUGUCAUGUUAAGAAAACAUCUUAAAGAAAGUUUACGUUUACAUCACAAAAGAAAAUAAAAACGGUUAGUCAUUAUUUCAAAAAUUAUUAAUAAAUCAGAGUUGAGUUUGGAGAUGCAAUCCAUGGCGCCCGAAUCCUUUCAGAUGGACAUGUGGAUGAUUCCUGCCUUUUAAUCAUUCCGCUUUAUUUGACUGCCCGUUUGAUCAAAUGGAAAUUAGUGAACAUCUGACAGAAAAUAUAAUAUUCUAAUCCUUGGAUAUCGCUGCUAGUGAUUUGGAGGUGGGGGUAGCGUGAAGAUUUUCAUUUAAGUUAACUGGUUGAAUGGAUAGACAACAACCGUUAUAAAGCGAAGUUACCAAGGGGAAUUCGUAUUCCUGAAGGUUAGCCGGCCCAUAUCAUUGCAGAUACCACUAUUUGAGCAUUAUUAAUGACUAUGGUUUUAAUUUUGAUCCUGUCUUGGGCGAGAAUUAGACUACGGGCCCUGUCUGCGUCACAUUUUUUAUUGUGUAGGUAAAUUUAGCACUUAAUUAUGUUUUAUCUGUAACCUUGUGCUGUGGCUGAGGCCGUGUCAAGAAAACCAACUUUUAAGCAAUCACACAGUGUGAAAACUUACAUUUGACAUCAUUUCCUGCCUUCUCAGCAAACAUCGGGCUUGAUAUCCCCAUUGUACUAACCUUACCUAAUCAUAGGAGUAUCAUCCAAUUCGUUCCUUAUUGUGCACCUUUUUGCUUGUGGGAUGUACUGCGGCGUUAAAAAAUUGUAUUGUGCUACGCGGGUAUCACAUUAUAAUGUUUUUGGUCUAUUUUCUUGUUAGCUAGUAUAUAUAUAUAUAAUAUUUAGUUUCUUCUUGCGAAUGUGCUCGAUUUUCAUUGCCCUGCACUGCUGAAUUCAGUAGGUGAUGAGCAGGACCUGCACUGUGCCCUCUUUUUUUUUUUUCUAUUUUUGAAGUCCAUUGAGUAGUAUUAUCAACCUUUUCUGGGAAAUAACAAAUAACGUACUUAGAUUUAUAUUUUUGAUUGGCAUCACUUGAGCUUCUUCCGUGAUGUUUGUACAUUAUAUACAUGAGUGGUUUAUUUUUUUUCGGUGUUCUAGUUGGAUUAGUAGAUCACUUGUGUACGGUUUCUCAUUCUUGCGUUUUCUUAUUUCAUUCUUUCAGAGGAACAACUAAUUAGGACAAACUCUACAAAUAUAUUAAUUCGAUCUCUUCAGCUGAACAAACAAAGGAGUGAGGGGAAAGAUGGAAAGGCGAAAGCAGUAGCAGAGAGCAACAGAGGAAAGAGGUAAAGAUCUAAGAUGUAUAAGUACGUAUUUAAAUUCUGAGCCCCCCAUACUUAAGUACGAAGUUGAAAUAUGUUGGUUCGUCACCUCAAAUCCCCUCGCCUUGCUCCAAAACUUCAAUGAGUUAUCUAGUUGAUAUUAUGCUCAUGAUUUUUUAUCCUUCAUUUAUCGAUUUGAAAUGCGUGUACAUGCAAACUCCUACCGUAAAGAACAAAAGAAAAUUCUAGUAAAAAAAUAGACAGUGAAAAAGGUCUCAGUUGUUUCUUGGAAAUGGUCGUAUUGCUUGAUUGUCAUCACGACCAUGAGCCAUUGUUUUUAUGGCAUAAGCUGUAAACCAUUUAGUAUUUAGUGAUCAAUUCCCAUUGAGGUUUUACACAUGUUCUACCUGGUUUCUAUCGCUCUAUCCUACUUGUUCUGGAAAUUAUCAGCGUAUCACAAUCCGGUUAGAAUGGAGUAAGAAGCAAUCCACUGAGUUAUUUCCUUGACGCCUAUAUUUUUCUACUUGGUGGUAGCUAUGAAACUACUUUUGUCAAGUCACAAGAUGCUCAAUCUGCCUCCGAGAAAGGCAAUAAAAAAGAGAUGAAUCAACAAGAGAAAGGAAUGUAUGAUAUCCUUGGGUAGGCAAACCCAUGAAAACUAGUACAUAAGACAUCUUAUGCCGGCAUCACCAACAAUAUUUUUUCAUGUAAUCAUCUCGCACUUUCUCCUUAUAACCUUUCAUUGUGGGCCUUUUCUUGUGUAAUUUGAAAGAUCCAAUAAUCGUCUUGCGGCAUCUCUGAUUAUCUGGCCAUAUCUCAUUCUUCUAACCAGUCCUGUUCAUGAUACACGAACCAUCUCAGGCACUCUUUCAUUUGUCUGUCAAUGAACGAUAACUUCUUCCACUUCACUGUAUUUCUUGUCAUCUUCUUUAGCGCUCUUAUCACCUUCACUCUACAGGAUAGCAUGAUAAUCAGACAUCCUAGGGUUAAAUGGGCUAGCCGGUUACCUCUCCAUGCCUCCCCAACAUCUAAACCAGUUCUGCAGCGUGAUUUAACCUAAGCGAACCACUCAGCAGGAUCCUUGUUUACAUCUGUGGAAAAAAUGAUUCUUUGGGAAAUUUUAGUAAGGACAUGGUUUUAUGAUGAACUUCAUUGAUAUAUGUUUGCUGGCUUUCAGGGCUUCUGAGAGGUCUCUAGAUGUGCGGUCUUCAGUGAAGAAAGCCAACAUCGCAAGUGGUUCUUCUAGUCCUGGACAAGGUAGGCUGUUGGAAAAUUCAUUUCAUGUCUGUGGAAGGGAACCCAUCUUGGCAUAUCCAGUGCCAUACAUCGCUGCAAAAACUUCUAUUUAAAGUCUGCAUUCCAUAAUUGUAAUAGGAUUAGUGAUGAUAGCGUCUUAAAGUCGCUAUUUUGCUGCUCUUACCAUGAAUAAAUUGCUUCUGACAAAAUUCCAUGGUUUCGGCAUGACAUGAAUUAGAUAAGGUAUGAAGCAGGCAUGCACCGACAUACGAAACCUCCAUUUAAAUGAUUUUUGGAAGAAGAACCAUCUAAUGAUGUUCUAACUAGGACUCAAAUUAUUUUCAUCGUUUUUUAUCCUUUAUCACAUUAUGUAUUUAUUAUGUCGAAUUUCUGUUGAUUUAGUAUAAAAGCAUUUCACUAUUCAUUCCCCAUGCUAUCUAGAAGAUUAUGGCAUUGGCUGCACUGAAGAUCUUCGAAGUGGAGAUCCUUUUCAAUUAAUAGUACCGAUUAUGUAGAUACCAUCUUGUACUCAAGAUCAACACCAUGAGCAUAGAAUAGGCAUCACCAAUAUUGCUAUAAUUUAGUAUUUAUUUAUUUAUUUAUUUGGGAUUAUUCCAGCAGACUCAUUUGAUCCAUAGAGAGGUAAGUUUUGUUCUAUUCACGCAUUAGAUCUUCCAUGAAUCUCUCAUCUCAAAAUCACAGAUAGGGUUCUCUAGGGUUUUUUGGUUUUUUUUUUUUUUUUUUUUUCUGGUUGAGAUGGAACGUGCUAGGAAAAAAAAAAAAGGAAGAAAAAAAUCCUUUAUUAGGCAAAGAAGUUGCAUCGUUUUUCAUCGGCUGAUGUACUGUUUGCCAUGGCGCAGAGGAUUCGAAGGCUUUCCCCACCGACAAGGAGCUCCAGGCAUUCACCGUGGAGAAGCUCCGGACGCUGCUGAAGGAGCGGGGCCUGUCAGUGAAGGGCAAGAAGGCAAGGCCAUUGGAAUCAUCGACCUUACCUCUUAUCCACCCACCCUCAUUCGUUAACUUUUUACUAUUUAUGCUCCUUGUCCAACGCAGGAUGAGCUGAUCUCGCGCUUGAAGGACGACUAA